This is a messenger RNA of Anopheles nili, 7237 nucleotides long. RefSeq names its product chromodomain-helicase-DNA-binding protein Mi-2 homolog (gene Mi-2). The transcript has 5 exons. The record is from RefSeq and is a predicted model, not a curated record. The coding region runs from base 160 to 6600 and encodes 2146 amino acids. Gene Ontology annotation, biological process: negative regulation of transcription by RNA polymerase II; chromatin remodeling. NCBI's taxonomy places the organism in Eukaryota, Metazoa, Arthropoda, Insecta, Diptera, Culicidae. Gene Ontology annotation, cellular component: chromatin; nucleus. Gene Ontology annotation, molecular function: histone binding; DNA binding; ATP binding.
UUGUGCGUGUGUACGUCGCGGGUGCAGCAAAGUGUCCCGUUUGUUCCGUCUUUUCGCAACAUAAACAACUCGAAAAACGUCCGAAAAGUGCAACAAAAGCGUGCCCGAACGACGGGCCACUGGUGAGGAACACCCGCGGCACGAAAGCAAUCACCUUUGAUGGCUUCCGACGAGGAAAUUGACGAGUCCAUUGCCGAAGAGGAAGGUGGCGUAAUGGACGAAACAGCGGAUGCCUCGUUGGCCGCAGAUGCGGAUGAGGGCUCUGACGAGGAAGCCAACACGAAAAGCAAUGCCCAGCAGGAUGAGGACGACGAUUACGAGCCAGAGGACAACCGGAAGAAGAAGAAGGGCAAGAAAAGGAAGGCCCGCAGUGACGAGAAGCGCGGCCGGAAGAAGAAAAAACGCAAGAAGAAUGACAGUGGUGACGAGAGUGACCAGAAGCAGAGCGACGACGGGGGUGGUAGCAAUGCGGCGGCCGCGGCCGCUGCCGCUGCUGCCCAGGCCGCCGAAUCGGAUUACGAGUCGCGCCCGAAGCGAGGCCGCGAUCGCAAGAAGGGAAGCAGCAGUCGCAGUGAAAAGGAAAAGAUGCCGUCGAUCCAGGAAGUGUGCAGUUCGUUUGAUCUGACCGACGUCAAGAUCGAGUACUCGGAUGAGGAUCUGGAGAAUCUGGUCACGUUCAAGAUGUUCCAGACGCACGUGCGCCCGAUCCUGACCAAGGAGAACCCACGCGUGCCGAUGGCGAAGCUGAUGAUGCUUGUCGCCGCGAAGUGGCGCGAAUUUUGCACCCAAAAUCCGAACAUCUCGAGUGAGGAUGCCACGGCGGCGGAGGGAGCGGGCAAAGAGGACGACGCCCCGGCCACGCCGGAGUAUGUACCCAAGUCGAGCCGAUCGCGCAGCAAAAUGGAGAACAAGCACGAGGACAUGGUGUACGACGACGAGGACGAAGAGGAAGAGGAGGAGGUGGAGCGGGAGAGGACGCGCAAAAGCAAAAAGGGCAAGAGUGGUGGCGGCAGCAGCGGUGGCGGAGGUGGAAGUAGCAGCAACAAAAAGAGUGGCGGUGGAAGCAGCAGCAGCCGGAAGCAGAAGGUGCCGACGUUAAAAAUUAAGUUUGGCAAGCGCAAGAAUGCCAGUUCGGACGAGGAGCAGGACGCAAGCGGUGGUUCCGAGCGCGAUUCCGAUGCCGAGUUCGAGAAGAUGCUGCAGCAGUCGGAAUCGGAUAAGCCGGAGAAGCCGGAACGGGGAGAAUCGUCGAACGGUGGGACCGGCGGAAGCAGCGGAGGCGGUGCGGAUGGUGGAGGAGACGAUACGUCGGAUCAGCCGCCGGUGCGUAAAAAAGCCAAAACCAAGAUUGGCAACAAGUCGAAGAAGAAGAGCAAAUCGAAGAAAAGCAAGUUCCCGGACGGUGGCGAGGAGGGCGAACACGAGCAUCAGGACUAUUGCGAGGUGUGCCAGCAGGGCGGGGAGAUCAUUUUGUGCGAUACCUGCCCGAAGGCGUACCAUUUAGUGUGUCUGGAUCCGGAGCUAGAGGACACGCCCGAGGGCAAGUGGUCUUGUCCGACGUGUGAAGCGGAAGGACCGGCGGAUGAAGACGACGACGAGCAUCAGGAGUUCUGCCGCGUGUGCAAGGAUGGAGGAGAGUUGCUGUGUUGCGACAAUUGUCCUUCCGCGUACCACACGUUCUGUUUGAACCCACCGCUGGAUGACAUUCCCGAUGGAGACUGGCGGUGUCCAAGGUGUAGCUGCCCGCCGUUGGCCGAUAAAGUGCAGAAAAUCCUAACCUGGCGGUGGACGGACAAACCGAUCAAUCCGGACGAACCGUCCACGUCGAAGGGAGCGGUCGGUGGUUCGACACGUCGCCGGGAGUAUUUCGUGAAGUGGCUCGAGAAGUCGUACUGGCACUGCGAUUGGAUAACGGAGCUGCAGCUCGACGUGCACCAUCCGCUCAUGUUCCGGUAUUACACGCGCAAGUACGACAUGGAGGAACCGCCUAAGCUGGAGGAAGCGCUCGACGAACAGGACAACCGCUACAAGCGCAUCCAGCGCAUGCGCGAGGUCAACGGGAACCUGAACGAGACGGAGCUGGAGGAAAAGUUCUACCGCUACGGUGUGAAGCCCGAGUGGCUGAUGGUGCACCGGGUGAUCAAUCACCGGACGAUGCGCGACGGUCGGACGCUUUAUUUGGUGAAGUGGCGCGAACUCCCGUACGAUCAGGCAACCUGGGAGGACGAAGAGGAGGACAUCCCGGGGUUGAAGCUGGCCGUGGAGUACUACCUCGAUUUGCGUGCCAACUGCUCGCAGGACAUUGGUGGUGGCAGUGGCAGCGGCAGUAGCAGCAGCAAAAAGAGCAAGAAAAAAGGCCGCCGUCGGUUGCGUGAGCUUGAGGAGGAAGAGCGCACGACGGGCAUGAAGCGGUACACGCCACCGCCGGAAAAGCCGACCACGGAUUUGAAGCGCAAGUUCGAGGUACAACCGCCGUAUCUGGAUGAGACGGGAAUGCGAUUGCAUCCGUAUCAGCUGGAGGGGAUCAACUGGUUGCGUUACUCGUGGGCCAAUGGGACCGAUACGAUCCUGGCCGACGAGAUGGGUCUGGGAAAGACGAUCCAAACGGCCACGUUCCUGUACUCGCUGUACAAGGAGGGCCACUGUAAGGGUCCGUUCCUGGUGGCGGUGCCGCUUUCGACCAUCAUCAAUUGGGAGCGUGAGUUCGAAACGUGGGCACCCGAUUUCUACUGCAUCACGUACGUGGGCGACAAGGAGUCACGGUCGGUGAUACGCGAGAACGAGCUGUCCUUCGAGGAGGGCGCUGUGCGAGGUGGCAAAGCAUCGCGCAUUCGAGCGAGCUCGAUCAAGUUUAACGUGCUGCUGACGAGCUACGAGCUGAUUUCGAUCGAUGCCGCCUGUCUCGGGUCGAUCGAUUGGUCCGUGCUGGUGGUGGACGAGGCGCAUCGUCUCAAAUCGAACCAGAGCAAGUUCUUCAAGGUGCUGAACGCGUACAACAUCGCGUACAAGCUGCUGUUAACCGGUACACCGCUGCAGAACAACCUCGAGGAGCUGUUCCAUCUGCUGAACUUCCUGAACAAGAACAAAUUCAACGAGCUGGCGGAGUUCCAGAACGAGUUCGCUGACAUUUCGAAGGAGGAGCAGGUGAAGCGACUGCACGAGAUGCUGGGACCACACAUGCUGCGCCGGAUGAAAGCGGACGUGUUGAAGAACAUGCCCACCAAGUCGGAGUUUAUUGUGCGCGUGGAGCUGUCGCCGUUGCAGAAAAAGUACUACAAGUACAUCCUGACGCGCAACUACGAGGCGUUGAACCCCAAGGGUGGUGGUGGCGCUUGCUCGCUGAUUAACAUUAUGAUGGAUCUGAAAAAGUGCUGCAACCAUCCGUACCUGUUUGCGGCGGCGGCUGAGGAAGCGCAGCUGGGUCCGGGCGGCAACUACGAGUUGCAGUCGCUGACGAAGGCUGCCGGCAAGCUGGUGUUGUUGGAGAAGAUGCUGAAGUUGCUAAAAUCCCAGGGCCACCGGGUGUUGAUCUUUUCGCAGAUGACGAAAAUGUUGGACAUUUUGGAGGACUUCCUCGAGGGGCUGGGAUACAAGUACGAGCGUAUCGACGGUGGCAUCACCGGCAGCAUCCGGCAGGAAGCGAUCGAUCGGUUUAACGCGCCGGGUGCGCCACAGUUUUGCUUCCUGCUGUCGACUCGAGCCGGUGGGUUGGGCAUUAACUUGGCCACCGCCGAUACGGUCAUCAUCUACGAUUCGGAUUGGAAUCCGCACAACGACAUACAAGCGUUUUCGCGUGCGCAUCGCAUCGGUCAGGCCAACAAAGUGAUGAUCUAUCGGUUCGUGACGCGUAACUCGGUGGAGGAGCGCGUGACGCAGGUGGCGAAGCGUAAGAUGAUGCUGACGCAUUUGGUGGUGCGGCCCGGUAUGGGUGGCAAGGGUACCAACUUUACCAAGCAGGAGCUGGACGAUAUUCUGCGCUUCGGUACGGAGGAACUGUUCAAGGAGGAGGACGGCAAGGACGAGGAGGCGAUCCAUUACGAUGAAAAGGCGGUCGCGGAGCUGCUCGACCGCUCGAACAAGGGCGUGGAGGAGAAGGAGAACUGGGCAAACGAGUAUCUGUCCUCGUUCAAGGUGGCCUCGUACUCGACCAAGGAGGACGUGGAAGAGGAAACGGAAACGGAGGUGAUUAAGCAGGAGGCGGAAAAUUCCGACCCAGCGUACUGGGUGAAGCUGUUGCGGCACCACUACGAACAGCACCAGGAAGACCUGUCGAGAACGCUUGGCAAGGGUAAGCGUGUGCGCAAGCAAGUCAACUACACGGACGGUGGCGUGAUCCAGGCGGAUCCGGUGAAGGAAGACUCCACCUGGCAGGAGAACGUGUCGGACUACAACAAUUCGGACUACUCGGGCGCGUCGGAUGAAGAUCGCGACGAGGACGACGAGGAGAGCGAACAGGGACGUCGCAGCCGGCGACGCAUCGAGCGUAAGGAAGCGGAACGGGAUAAUCGACCACUUCCGCCGCUGUUGGCGCGUGUCGGUGGCAACAUCGAGGUGUUGGGUUUUAACGCGCGCCAGCGCAAGAGCUUCCUGAACGCAAUCAUGCGUUACGGCAUGCCACCGCAAGAUGCAUUCCACUCGCAGUGGUUGGUGCGCGAUCUGCGCGGUAAAUCGGAGCGCAUUUUCAAGGCGUACGUGUCGCUGUUCAUGCGACACCUGUGUGAACCGGGUGCGGAUAAUGCGGAAACGUUUGCGGACGGUGUGCCGCGGGAGGGCCUCAGCCGGCAGCACGUGUUGACGCGCAUUGGCGUAAUGUCGCUGAUUCGGAAGAAGGUGCAGGAAUUUGAGCACAUCAACGGGUACUAUAGUAUGCCGGAGUUGAUUAAGCGACCCUGUGAGCCGGUUAAAAUUGUCCCCCCUGCCAUUGCGGCGGGACCCGGCGGUGGUGAAGGAACGUCCGGAGCGGUUGCAGCCGGAGGAGCUACUGGCGAAACGUCGAAAUCGGCCACAACCAGCACGAGCGCGACACCGGCAACGAGUGCCGCACCCAGUCCUGCUCCUAAUACCAGCUCAUCGGGUGAUAAGGACGAUGAGCAGGCGGCGGGAGCGAGUGAGAAGGAGAAGGCAGUUGAGGGCGAGAAGGAAAAGUCCGGUGACAGCAGCCCCGCUGCUGGAGCAGAUGAGGCGGAGAAGCCGGAAGAGGUGAAAAAGGAUUCGGCUGGUGGGAAAGAUGGAGAGACACCGGUGGCGGUAGCAGCGGACAAAAAACCACCGCCGACGGGAGAGAAAAAGGACGAUGAUGCGGACGCUGUAAAAGAGGAACCGAUGGACACGGAUGCGGGAGCCGCGGUAAAAAAGGAGAAUGAUGAUGAAUCGAAAAAAUCGCCCACGGCCGAAGCAACCGAGGAGCUGAAGGAUGGAAAAGCGGUUGUUGAUGAGGACGCACCGAUCGAGCUGAAAAAGGAAGUGGAUGUGAAGGAAAAGAGCAAGGAUGCGGAGGACAAACCGAAACCGAACGAGGCUGCCAAGGGUGGUGGAUCUGAUGAUGGGAAGAAGUCAUCCGACGUGGCUUCGACCAUGCCGAAGAAAGAAGAGAGAGGAGAAGACGUGGAGGAUGAUGACGACGACGACGAGCAGGAACAGCAGCCGGAUGUGAAACCGUCGGUGGCUCCGGUGGCUCCGGUCGCAACGACAACCACGAUCGAUGACGACGAUGAUGACGUGGUGAUUGUGAAGGACGACGACGAGGACGUAAAAAAGCCGGAACCCGUGAAGGAGAACCUGGAGGUGCAUAAGCGUGCGUUCAUGUUCAACAUCGCCGACGGUGGCUUUACGGAGUUGCACACGCUGUGGUUCAACGAGGAGAAAGCGGCCGUUCCGGGGCGAGAGUACGAAAUUUGGCACCGUCGGCAUGAUUACUGGUUGCUUGCGGGUAUCGUCACGCACGGAUACGGCCGUUGGCAGGACAUCCAGAACGACAUCCGGUUCGCGAUCAUCAACGAGCCGUUCAAGAUGGAUGUCGGUAAGGGUAACUUCCUGGAGAUCAAGAACAAAUUCCUCGCGCGCCGUUUUAAGCUGCUCGAGCAGUCGCUCGUGAUUGAGGAGCAGUUGCGCCGGGCUGCGCUGUUGAACCUGGCGCAGGAUCCGAGCCAUCCGGCAAUGGCACUGAACGCGCGGUUCGCCGAGGUCGAGUGUUUGGCUGAGUCGCAUCAACACCUGAGCAAAGAGUCGCUGGCUGGGAACAAACCGGCCAAUGCCGUGCUGCACAAGGUGCUGAACCAGCUCGAGGAGCUGCUGUCGGAUAUGAAAUCGGACGUAUCGCGGUUGCCGGCGACACUCGCCCGUAUCCCACCCGUCGCCCAGAGGCUGCAAAUGUCCGAGCGUUCGAUCUUGUCGCGGUUAGCUGCCACGGGCAACACGGUCCAGCAGAAUCCACCAAUGUCACAGUUCCCGCCAGGAUACCAGGGCACGACAUUGCCAGGUUUUGCCGCGGCCGCAGCCGCCAACUUUGCCACCUUCCGGCCGACGUUCUCCGUGCCCGGACAGCCGACCAAUUUCUCCAGCACCGCAGGAGCUGGCGGAAGCAGCUCGUCCGGAAAGUAGAGCGGUUCUUCUUUCAGAAUAGCUGCUUCUCGGGGCAGAAGGAAACGGUACCCCCGCGUUGCUAGGCGGCAGAGGCGCUCCCUAUCACUCUCUUCUUCAAUCAAAAUGUGUACAUCUAUCAAUUGGCCCCCGUACUAUGUCGUUUUUACGAGCACAUGAUGGCGUUUUUCUCACAUGCGAAUGUAUUUCGUUGACAUUUUACAACAUAAUUUAAAAUACCUUUUCUUCGCUAGUUUUAAAUACUUUUAUGGAUGAAAACACACACACACACACGCAUGAGAAAGGAUGUUAAACGUGCAACAUGUCACAAAAUCAUAUAGGUCCAUUGCACUUACAUCUUUGCACCGUGUUUGAUUUUGUAUCGUAAGAGAACGUUUUAUUCGGAAAUUUGGUAAACAAAUUACAUCUUGCGUAUGUUUGAUCGGUGGUAGGGAACGAAAGGCAAAUGCGCAGGAGAGAACUCAGAAAACGAACCACCCGUACAUACAAAAUCCAUUUGCAUGUAAGACAGUAGCAUAAAUAGCUCCAUAGGAUUGUAUUGCACUUUACGACUAAAUAUAUAUACAUUGUAAGCAUAUAAAUUAUCGACUCAAUUGCAGUGCCGGGGUUUCUGAAAUCCGGCAAUUCAAUAAAACGA